This is a messenger RNA of Gavialis gangeticus (Gharial), 5440 nucleotides long. RefSeq names its product kelch like family member 3 (gene KLHL3). The coding region runs from base 54 to 1814 and encodes 586 amino acids. Lineage: Eukaryota; Metazoa; Chordata; Crocodylia; Gavialidae. Gene Ontology annotation, biological process: renal sodium ion absorption; monoatomic ion homeostasis; protein K48-linked ubiquitination. The record is from RefSeq and is a predicted model, not a curated record. Gene Ontology annotation, cellular component: cytosol. The transcript is spliced from 15 exons. Gene Ontology annotation, molecular function: protein binding.
CCCGGCCCGGCCAUGCCGCACGGUGCGCCCUGAGCGCCCGGCCCCGCGCCGACAUGGACCAGGAGAGUGUCAAACCAAGUUCCCGGUCCCCUGAGGCAGCUGAAGAUGAGAAGGAUCAGCGUACGGUAACAAUCAACCCCUCUCACAUGAAAAAGGCAUUCAGGGUUAUGAAUGAAUUACGGAGCAAGCAGCUCCUCUGUGACGUGGUGAUUGUUGCUGAAAAUGUUGAGAUGGAAGCCCAUCGCAUUGUCUUAGCGGCCUGCAGCCCCUAUUUUUGUGCAAUGUUUACAGGAGACAUGUCUGAAAGCAAAGCAAAGAAGAUUGAAAUAAAGGAUGUUGAUGGGCAAACACUGAGUAAGCUGAUUGAUUACAUCUACACAGCCGAGAUAGAGGUCACCGAAGAAAAUGUUCAGGUGUUGUUGCCAGCUGCUAGUUUAUUGCAAUUAAUGGACGUUAGGAAAAACUGCUGUGAUUUUCUCCAAUCUCAGCUGCAUCCCACAAAUUGCCUUGGAAUUCGAGCCUUUGCAGACGUGCAUGCAUGCACUGAACUUCUGCAGCAGGCGAAUGCCUAUGCAGAGCAGCACUUUCCUGAGGUGAUGCUAGGAGAAGAAUUUCUUAGCCUCAGCCUGGACCAGGUCUGCAGCUUGAUAUCAAGCGACAAGCUCACGGUCUCUUCAGAAGAAAAGGUCUUUGAAGCUGUUAUUUCUUGGAUAAAUUAUGAGAAGGAAUCUCGUUUAGAGCAUAUGGCUAAGUUAAUGGAACAUGUUCGUCUGCCCCUUCUACCCCGAGACUAUCUUGUGCAGACAGUUGAAGAAGAAGCUUUGAUCAAGAACAACAACACGUGCAAAGACUUCCUUAUUGAGGCCAUGAAAUACCACUUGCUUCCUCUGGAUCAAAGGCAGUUGAUAAAGAAUCCUAGGACAAAGCCAAGGACUCCAGUUAGCCUGCCAAAGGUGAUGAUCGUGGUUGGUGGGCAGGCGCCCAAAGCCAUUCGGAGCGUGGAGUGCUACGAUUUCGAAGAGGAGCGAUGGGAUCAGGUAGCUGAGCUUCCCUCCCGGAGAUGCAGGGCAGGAGUGGUGUUCAUGGCAGGCAAUGUUUAUGCUGUUGGGGGCUUUAAUGGUUCUUUAAGAGUGCGAACUGUGGACGUGUAUGAUGGUGUGAAAGACCAGUGGACAUCCAUCGCCAGCAUGCAGGAAAGACGAAGCACUUUGGGAGCAGCUGUGCUGAAUGACCUUCUUUAUGCCGUGGGCGGGUUUGAUGGAAGUACUGGUCUGGCAUCUGUAGAGGCCUAUAGCUAUAAAACCAAUGAGUGGUUUUUUGUGGCUCCCAUGAACACAAGGAGAAGCAGCGUUGGAGUGGGAGUUGUGGAGGGGAAGCUAUAUGCUGUCGGGGGUUAUGAUGGAGCAUCACGGCAGUGCCUUAGUACUGUAGAGCAGUAUAAUCCUGCCACAAAUGACUGGACCUACGUGGCUGACAUGAGCACGCGGCGCAGUGGUGCAGGUGUUGGCGUUCUUAGUGGAUUGUUAUAUGCUACUGGAGGGCAUGACGGUCCCUUGGUGAGGAAGAGUGUGGAGGUUUAUGAUCCAGGAGCAAACACCUGGAAGCAAGUGGCUGAUAUGAAUAUGUGUAGGCGAAACGCAGGUGUGUGUGCAGUGAAUGGGCUUCUCUAUGUGGUUGGAGGAGAUGAUGGUUCUUGCAAUUUGGCCUCAGUGGAAUAUUAUAACCCUGUCACUGAUAAGUGGACAUUAUUGCCAACCAAUAUGAGCACUGGAAGAAGUUAUGCAGGUGUGGCUGUGAUUCAUAAACCAUUGUGACACAGACUCAAGGAGCAGAAGUGGAGUGAAGUCUGCUGCGUGUUCCUGGGAAAACGACGGACACCUGACUUGACCCACCUUGUUGCUAUUCAGCUCCUAGCCUCACAAGGACUACAUUAAGAACAUCAGCUGCUCUGCAGUGGAUAGCAUAGCCAUGUGAAAAUCUGGCUGAGAACAUGAUUCAUGCUAGACACACAAUACUGCUUAUUAUCAUUGGUGCAAUCGACUAUUUCCUGAACAGCCAGAAUCCUGAGAUAAACCUUGUGCUUAAACUGAUAUUGGAGAAAAUGAAUUUCUUGUGUGAAACAAAAUGCUAGUUUAGGGCACGUGAGUAAAAAUGAAGAUACUGGAUUUCUUAACUACUGAUACGUUAUAUAGCUGAUCCAUUGAUCUGUUUACUCACUGCACCUCCAGGGUGAACAUACUACUGACAGUGAAAUCUUCUCAUCGCCAGUCCUCAACAGCAGUCAGCAGAACAGUACUGGAACUGGGGUGCUUUUGCUUGUGCGUCUCAGUCAUGCGUACCUAUGUGCCACUGGACUACUGUGUGCAUCCCAGAAGAUCUAUGAUAUGAUUGGGGCACGUGGCAUGUGAUACCUACAUUAGUCACAGACUUGCCAGUUGUGAAUGCCAGUUAAUAAAUAUAAUAGGGCAUGCAGGACAGUGCCCUUCUCAGGGGUGAAGGUGCCAUACUUCAGUCACCCAAGGCAAACCCCACAGAAACCUAUGGCUCUGGAGGGUUAAUUACUUCCCUGAAAUAUGGUAUGAAUUGAAAAUAACAGAAGAAAUCUGUCCCCAUAUAUUUCGUGCAUAUUGGUGGCUGUGCAGAAAGCCCCAGUUCUAGCUGCGUCCAGCAUUUCAAUGCCAUUUCAUAAGAGAAGUUGAAAGUGUAUUUCUUAAUGAGCCAUUGAUGUGUCUUGCCGGUAUUCAGCCCCAUGCCCUCUGCCACUCAAGAAGUGAUUAAUAACCAAGAUAAAAUGCCUACGUUGUCUUAAUGGUUCCAGAAUGUGGAGAUCUUAUUCUUUGUUAUCUUUGUUCUUAUUUUAAAUCUUCCUUGUUUUUAAAUGUGUUCUUCCACCCAUACAAAAUAGUUGAUGGGAUCUAAUAAGAUCACUCUCACAAUGAGUAAGAGGUUAUUUAAUAAAGUGAAAUGUGGACCUGUGUGUUACUUGUCUGUACCCAGAAUCCUUCAUGCCUGCUUUCUGUUUAUAGAAUAAUCGACUUGAAAAUUGCAUUUCUGAGAGUCCUGGUGCUCGUUCCUGGUAAUCUUGAUGCACCCCCUCUGUAUUUACUGGAGUUAAAAGUAACACUAAACGAGAAUUUAGCUAAGAGAAGGUAGCACAGAAAUCCAUCCUCUGUUUUUCAAAUUUGUUUAACUUUGUGUGUUUUACAGGACUUCAGGCAGAGGCAGUGUCACCAGGUUUCCUUUCUGGAAUCGGUCAGGGCUCGUUAACACUGAGAAAAACUGACUGGCUGAAUGAGAAUGUCUUGUGUAGACCAUGGAAUCAGAACUCGUGGUAGAGGUGAUAUCUUUUAUUAGACUGAUACAGCUACAACCUGGAUACUUGACUUAUGUAGACUGUCACUUUCCAGUCAUGGCAGCAUGGUUAUGAUUCUGUCAGUCAUUUUCCCCAUGUAGAUGAGCUCUUAAUAUUUGUGUGGCUGAAAAUGCUCUUAAACAUCAACAAGGGAAUGGAAAAACCCUUUGAAACCUUCUUUGAAAAGGAUGAUAAAAAUAUGCCAGCUCGGGCUGUUAGUGAGAUGGGGAUUCAGUGGGAAGUGUUUUUUUUUUUUUUUUUUUUUUUAAACAGGCUGAGUUUAAAUUCACGUUGCAGCGUUCUUGCAACGUGGUUACAUGUGGCCAAGUCCUUUUGAUUUUUGGGAGGGGGGGAACAGCACAUACCUUUGCUACUUCACAGGGAGACUCUGAGCCCCUCUGUGGAAUGUUAAAUAGCAUCUGCUUUUCUUUGCCUUUUAGCCUCAGAGUGAACUGUCCGCUAGAAUGACAGGACCGAUAGCAGCAGCUGAGCUGCUGCUGUGGACUGGAUCCAGGGUCCUGGAAGUGAACUGGGAAAGUUCAGCCCUGCAGGCUGAAAGAGCACUGAAAAUAAUACCAAUAUUGGUUCUACUGGCUGUUUCUCUACUACUGUGCUUUGGCCUGCUAACUUACCCACUACGAGCUUUAUCCAAAAAGCACUGAAGCUGAUGGGGAAUCUUUCCAUUGGCCUUAUCAUGCUGUGGAGCAGGUCCUAGGGUGUUUUUAUCUAUGGCAUAAGUGAGAUCCUGUUGUGUGGGUGCUUACAAAAGCACUUGAACCAUCUGUGUUUCAUCUCAGAAAAGCUAUUAGCCAACCAUCAUGCUCUGUUUUGGAGAGUCUGACCAGAUCAGUAUAAGCUGUAAUAAGUUAUCAUCUGUCUGCUCCCAGCACCAAAACAGCCAGUGCAUUUUGAUUAGUGACAGUGGGUUUAUAACACAGGAGAGGCAAAAGAGAAUGAGGGGUUUGGUGUCUUCCUGUUAUUGUAAACUGAUAUUUACACACACAUGUGGCCUAAAAGGAAACCGGUGGACUGGUGCACUUCCUGGACAUGGCUGGGACCAGUACAGCUGGUCUGGGGCAAAGCCUUUCCUUAUUGAUAGUAAACAGCACAUUUCUUUCCUUCUCGGAAGUUGCAGUGUUAUGCAAGUCAAGUGACCUCAUUUUUCAGCUAUGCAAUAUUAACAACUGUAACACAGGGCAAACCAGCUGUACUUUCCCCAUCCAAUGCUUUUGGAUUUGUUUUCCUUUUGUUGUGUGGUCUAUUGUUUGUAUAAUUAAUUCUGAGCACCUGAGCCAGAUCCUUUAAAGAUUGCCUUUUUCUAGGACUGAAAAUGUAUCUUUAGAGCUAACAAAUUUUAGUGUAAAUAUUUUUAUAAAAUAAUUUUAAAGACUCUUUGAAUUGCUUUUUAUUGUUCUUGAGGACAUUUCUCUUAAGAUCCAUCUCCGAUUAUGACGUUCCAUUGGCCGUUUUCACCGGCUGUGCUGUGCGUGUGAAUUUGUACAUUUUCUGCACGAGAAAUUGUAAUGUUGUAAUUAAGGUGGGAUAUUCUCUUUGCUCUUGUGUUAAUUCUAACAUAUUAAAGACCCAUGUUUGGGUUCAACAUCAUGAAUUUAAAAUGAUUUGGCAUCUUAGAAUAGUGGAUAUUUUUAAACUUCUAAUUUAUAUUUUCUUGAUUUUUUGCUCUUCCUUUAUUCUUUGCUUUUUACUUAGUUUCGGCAUCAAGCCAGGCUGUUUGUCGUCAGUCUCGUUUUCGGUCUGUCUUGCAUCUGAGCAGAAUGCUGCAGUGCAUUAUAAGGGAAUGGUAUAAAGCCCACGGUCAACAAUAUUGAAAGCAUAUCUAGUAACUGAAGUUAAGUUCUGUAGACUAUUUCUUGUCCCUCUUACAAGCCCAGUGUUGGGCCAGAAUUUCCACAAUUCUCCUCUUAAAUGCCUAAUAAUUGAAGGGCCCAAUCAUGUAACUUGCAUAUUUGGGAGAACUUUUUGGGAUUUCUGUGCACCAAAACUUUGCAGGAUGGAGCCCCUAAGGCAGCUUGUGUGGUCCAUUGAGAGAGAGAGGUCCCCUUCUGUGAAUGAAGUAUGUUGAGAGAA